Microthlaspi erraticum is the source of this 2376-nucleotide messenger RNA. The record is from the annotation of a GenBank genome assembly. Lineage: Eukaryota; Viridiplantae; Streptophyta; Magnoliopsida; Brassicales; Brassicaceae.
AUGACGAUUCGAUAUUCGCUGGCUAUGCUCAUUCUCAUGGCCGUUAUCGGAUCCAGAGACGCCGGAAACGUAACCUACGACGGACGAUCGCUGAUCAUCGACGGCAAACAUAAGAUCCUCUUCUCCGGCUCAAUCCAUUACCCUCGCAGCACUCCUCAGCCAAACUCGCAGAUGUGGCCGUCUUUGAUAGCAAAGGCAAAAGCUGGAGGAAUAGAUGUAAUAGAUACAUACGUCUUCUGGAACAUUCACGAGCCGCAACAAGGCCAGUUCGAUUUCAGUGGACGCCGAGAUAUUGUGAGGGGUUUGCCUUUCUGGUUGCAUAAUGUGCAGGGGAUUGUCUUUAGAACAGAUAAUGAGCCAUUCAAGUAUCACAUGAAGAAAUUUGUACAAAUGAUUGUUAAGAUGAUGAAAUCGGAAAACUUGUAUGCUUCCCAAGGAGGGCCUAUCAUACUCUCACAGAUUGAGAACGAGUAUGGGAUGGUAGCUAGAGCUUUUAGACAAGAAGGGAAAUCAUAUGUCAAAUGGGCAGCAAAAAUGGCUGUGGAGCUUGACACAGGAGUGCCAUGGGUCAUGUGCAAGCAAGAUGAUGCCCCUGAUCCUUUGAUUAAUUCUUGCAAUGGGAGGCAAUGUGGAGAAACAUUUAGAGGACCUAAUUCACCAGACAAACCUGCAAUAUGGACUGAGAACUGGACGAGUUUUUAUCAAACAUAUGGCGAGGAAGCAUUGAAAAGGUCAGUUGAGGAUAUAGCGUUUCAGGUUGCUCUAUUCAUCGCUAAGAAUGGAAGUUUUGUAAACUACUACAUGUAUCAUGGAGGAACAAACUUCGGGAGAAAUGCUUCGCAGUUCGUAGCCACCAGCUAUUAUGAUCAGGCUCCACUUGAUGAAUAUGGAUUACUUAGGCAACCAAAAUGGGGACACCUUAAGGAAUUACAUGUUGCAGUUAAGCUCUGUGAAAAGCCUCUACUUUCUGGACUGCGAAGUACAAUAUCUUUGGGGAAGCUACAAACUGCUUUUUUGUUUGGGAAGAACGCGGACCUAUGCGCUGCCUUGCUAGUGAACCAAGACAGAAUCGAGUCUACUGUGCAUUUUUUAAAUUCUUCAUACCUUUUGUCUCCAAAAUCUAUAAGUGUCCUGCCAAACUGCAAGAGCGUAGUCUACAACACUGCCAAGGUUAAUGCGCAAUACAACACGAGAACAAGGGAACCAAGAAGAAAUUUGUCUUCUCCUCACAUGUGGGAGGAAUUUACAGAGACUGUCCCGAGUUACGAUGAAACGUCAAUAAGAUCAGAAUACUUGCUUGAACACAUGAAUACAACACAGGAUACUUCUGACUAUCUGUGGCAAAUAUUCAGGUUUCAACAACUUGAACAAGCUUCAUCAGUUCUUAAAGUCAACCACAUUGGACAUGUUCUACACGCAUUUGUUAAUGGGAGAUUCGUAGGUUCUAUGCACGGAGCUUUCAAAGCGCAGAGAUUUCUGCUAGAGAAAAAUGUGUCAUUGAUCAAUGGCACAAAUAGCAUUGCAUUACUCAGCGUAAUGGUUGGAUUACCGAAUUCAGGAGCACAUCUAGAAAGAAGAGUCGGUGGAUCACGGAACGUAAAGAUUUGGGAUGGAAAACAUGCAUUGUACUUCAACAGAUAUAGUUGGGGAUAUCAGGUUGAGAUGCAAGGGGAGAAAUUCCAAGUUUACACCGAACAUGGGGCGGCAAAAGUUCAGUGGAAGCAGUACAGUGACUCCAAAAGCCAGCCUCUGACUUGGUACAAGGUUUCUUUUGAUACACCAGAGGGGAAAGAUCCAGUGGCACUGAACUUAGGAUCAAUGGGAAAAGGAGAAGCUUGGGUGAAUGGCCAGAGUAUUGGUCGGUAUUGGGUCUCAUUUCAUACUUCAAAAGGGAACCCUUCUCAGAUAUGGUACCACAUACCGAGAUCAUUCCUUAAACCCAACAGUAACUUGCUAGUCAUCCUGGAAGAAGAAAGAGAAGCGAAUCCUCUUGGUAUAACUAUAGACACAGUGUCAACCACCGAAGUCUGUGGUCAUGUCUCCACUUCACAUCCUCCUCCUCUGAUCUCUCCGAGAAGAAAAAGGCAUGAACACAGACAUCUAAAACACCGGUAUGAUACGAGGCCUAAGGUUCAGCUCCAGUGUUCUUAUAGCAGGAAAAUAUCAAAGAUACUGUUUGCGAGCUUUGGCACUCCAAAUGGAAACUGUUGGAGCUAUUCUCUUGGAAGAUGUCAUUCACCGAACUCUUUAGCUGUUGUACAGAAGGCUUGUCUUGGCAAGAGUAGGUGUUCUGUUCCAGUAUGGAGCAAAACAUUUGGCGGUGAUUCAUGUCCACACAUUGUUAAAUCCCUGCUUGUUCAUGCUCAAUGCUCAUGA